Messenger RNA from Eremomyces bilateralis CBS 781.70, 1298 nucleotides. Its product is annotated as NAD(P)-binding protein. Lineage: Eukaryota; Fungi; Ascomycota; Dothideomycetes; Eremomycetales; Eremomycetaceae. Gene Ontology annotation, cellular component: lipid droplet; endoplasmic reticulum. Bases 231 to 1079 code for a protein of 282 amino acids. Gene Ontology annotation, molecular function: triacylglycerol lipase activity; acylglycerone-phosphate reductase (NADP+) activity. Gene Ontology annotation, biological process: triglyceride catabolic process; phosphatidic acid biosynthetic process. The transcript has 5 exons. The record is from RefSeq and is a predicted model, not a curated record.
ACUGGGGAUACGGAUCAACUAAUGUUUAUAUCACCAGCAUGCGUCUAAGUAUUGUUGCCGUAAUCACCAAAUUUAGUCGGGGCAUGGGAGCCUCCUAACAAUGAGGUCAUCGCCGACUUUAUUCUUAAGGAAAACAUAGCCCGCAAACAUACAUCGCGAAGAUCUACGGCGCAAGGGUCAAGUCUGGCUAAACGCAGUUGCAAGAAGGACAGUAGGUGUACUAACUCGCAAUGGCGAACAAAGGUCAAUACGUCUUAAUCACAGGAGCCAGCGCAGGCGGCAUCGGGCAUUCUCUGGCCCUCGAAUUUGCUUCCAAAGGCUUGAAUGUCCUGGCGACUGUCCGCGACCCAUCCAAAGCCACCGGACUCGACCGACCAAAUAUCACCGUCCUCCCUCUCGAAGUCACCAAACCCGAGAGCGUCGCCGAACUCAAAGAGAAAAUUUCGAGCAUCACGAACGGGAGACUCGACAUACUUGUGAACAAUGCGGGGAGCAAUUAUACGGUCCCGGCGCUGGACUUGGAUGUGGAGGAUGUGAAGCAGAUGUUUGAUGCGAACGUCUUCGGCGUGAUGCGCAUGGUGCAGGCGUUUGCCCCCCUCCUCAUCGAAACGAAAGGGACAAUCGUACAGAUUGGCUCUCUGGCAGGCAAGAUGCCGUAUGUGUUCGGAUCCGCAUACAAUGCCUCGAAAGCUGCCCUUCACUCCUACAGCGACACCCUCCGCCUUGAACUACAGCCCUUCGGCGUCCGCGUCCUAACCAUCGUCACCGGCGGGGUCAAAUCCAACCUCGCCCGGUCUGAGCGAGUCUUGAGACGUGAUUCAAUAUAUCUGCCUAUUGAACCGGAAUAUUUGCGGCGUGUCAUACACAGCCAGAUCAACGGGGUUCCGAACGAGAAGUACGCGAAAGCGGUCGUCGCACAGGUGGUGUCACGGUCUUGGUGGACGCCAAAUGAGAUUUGGCAAGGAGGUGGAAGCUGGUUGGUAUGGUUUGCAGUGAAUUAUUUGCCUAGAGGCACCAUGGAGCGUGUCUUCUAUCGCAUGUUCAACCUGUGGAAACUAGAGAAAAGAAAGAGAUCAUGACCCAUGUACCCCCUGUAUUGAAUCCCUUCAGUAUGUUCCGACCUCGUCUGGCACGUUUAUCCCGGCAUCAUGGCUUAGGGAGUAGCAUCAUACCAGCUUCCCCAUCAUUAUCAGCAGGAAAUCUUGGUCAGAAUUCCAUUGACCUUUUGGCCUCAUGCUUCCUUCUCCAACUUGCUUGAAUCCUCUUCUCCUCCAGUAGGCUCCAUUAAGUUCUUCGAC